CGGCAAACUAAUCCAAAAUGGCUGAAAAUGAAGAAAAAGAUGUUGUCCAAAGUGAACGACUAAAGCAUCAGCUUUUAAUUGGCUUGAAGACGACAGUAGAGGGUCUGCUAUCUACCAACACUAGUAAUGUGUGGGGAAUGUAUGGGGGCCUGCAGCGCCUGUGCAAACAUGUGGACAGCAUUCUCAACCAUAGGCUCAAAAUUGUUGUGGGUGACUAUGGAAGUGUUGUUGACUACUGGCCAUUUGUGAAGGGGCUAAAAUGGCUCAACCCUGUCACAACCCCAUUUAUAGAGAAUAUCCGAAGGGGGCACUACCAGAAGGGGGUCGGGAAGGGCCAGGUCUGGGUGAGGGAGAGUUUACGUGAGCACAAACUUUCCAUGCAGCUGAAGGUCCUCGUAGCUAGUGAACAACAUAUGUACAGGCACUACUUUGAGGAUGCUUUCCUGUUCAGCCCUCGGUACUUCAAAGCCAUGUGUAUCUGCCUGCAAGCGGUUGAGGAAAACAGGGUCUCAUUGUUGGCAGACAUUGAGCCCAAACUUCUGACAUUCAGUGCAGCGAGGGCUGUCCCGACACCAGUGCGUAGUGCCUCCCUCCCUCUUUCUUCCCUCCACGCCCCGGGAAGGGGCAGACGGGGCUCAGGUAGAUCCAGCAGUGACCUGUCAGCACUUGCCCCAAAUUUUGUGUCGCCCAGUAAGGACAGUGGGCUCUGCUCGUCUGGUGAACAUGCUGUGCCUUAUAAUAUUGGUUCAAGUACUAGUCCAAACGACGGAGGAAUAUCUGCCAAAGAGGCUUUAAGGACAAUCAUCCGAAAAUCGGGCUCUGAAUCAGACCCAGUGGACUUAAGCACAUCCGAUUCCAAGGAGAAUGGCUUUAGUUUUUAUAACACCAUGAACAGUGAUCCUCUGAUGAACCUUGGUUUACUAGGCUCCAAAACCAGUGACCUUGAAAGUUCAAAUGAUGUGCCAAAAGUGAUUAAGAAAGGUGGUUUGACUAGGAGUACGUCUGAAAGUGGUGUUGCUAAAAAGAUUAAAGACAGCAAAGCUGCAGAAAUGAUGGAUAGAAUUAUUCAUGAAAAUGAUGACGAUGUGUUUGCAAUAUCAAAAUCUACAGAAACAUUGACUUCUGAUUCCAUUAAGAAGCAAAAGAUGUUUGAAAAUGCGAGGGACAUAUUUUCCGACUCUGAAACUGUGGAAGCUAAAGCUAGUCCCAGUAAGGUCAAAGUUGAUGAGAGAAAGGUCAAACAUACACACAAAAGGUCAAGGUCAGACAUAAUUGGAAUAAAAACAUCUGUGAUACAAAGUGAUUUACAUAAUGUGGAAGAAGUUAAAGGCAAUCAUAGUAACAAUGGAAAUACAGACCAACCAGAUGGCCGUGUAGCAGGAGGGGGUGGGGGUGGGGGGUAUUUUUCCCCUCCCGUCCCAGGACAGUCACUGCUUCACUACCUCUCCCAGCAGGACUUUCAUACUUGUGCCAACCUGGAAAAGGAGAAUGCACACUUCAGCAUAUCGGAGGCGUUGAUAGCAGCAAUCGAACAGAUGAAGUGGAACCAUCUGAUUGGUACGGGGGAGGGGAGUGUGCAGCUGGAAGAGCCGGAUGAUAGUGAUGAGGAAAUCAAACAGCUACAGCAGAGAAUACGCAUACGAAAACGACAAAAACUCAAAGAGAAAGCAAGAGGUUUCCCGAUACUAAGUGAUGGACGUACAGAUACUGGCACGAGUCCCAGUCAGUCAGCAUCCCCGUUCUCCUCCCCACACGACAGCGAAUACUCAGAUAGUGAAGCUUCCAGCGGCGAGGAGGAAAGACGGGUUGAAUUGACCAUGGAUGAGAGUCAAGGCAACCUGACCAGUCUAAAGAACAGCGGCCUCUCUCUCUCACUCGCUUCUCUCUUUUCUGAUGCCGACCUCCAGAAGACAAGACAGUCUUCAUACACCUUGGACCCUUCCACCAUCCCAGAAAAUGGAAACAUAAUGUCCGCAGAGUCUGUUGCCAUAUCCUUGCUGAAGAAAUUCUCUGAACACCAGUUACCCAAGGCCUCGGACCUACAGUGGCUUGUAUCAGAGAGCGAUGCCCCACAAAGGUUAUUGCCGUUGCCCAACUCCUACCCGGUGUCACCUGAUGAUGCUGACAAUCCCAAGCAGUCAAUGACUCGGCUGCGAGGCAACAUGGAGUGGGCUCCACCUCGCCCACAGAUCAUCUUCAACAUUCACCCACCACCCAGGAGAAAUUCAGUGCUGGUGAAACAGAACUACAGAUGUACAGGUUGUGGAAUGAAAGUGGAACCUGGUUAUGCAAAAAGAUACAGAUACUGUGAAUAUUUAGGGAAAUAUUUCUGCCAGUGUUGUCAUAGUAACCAAUUAUCUGUGAUUCCUGCAAAAGUGCUGCACAAAUGGGACUUCACCAAAUAUUAUGUGUCAAACUUUGCCUAUGACUUUCUUGCAAAGAUGGGUGAAGAGCCAUUAUUUAACUUAUCAGACAUAAACCCCAUGUUGUAUAAGAAGACAAAGUUUCUGGUGCAGAUAAAGGGCUGGCGGACACAGCUAGCGUCACUACAGUCACUUCUUGGACUAUGCAAACUGGCCAAAAGUCUUUCAGGGAAGAUUAUCAAGCUCCCCAGCCAUUGGCUAGAGGAUGUUCAUGUGUACUCUCUCAACGACCUCAUAUCAGUGAAGGCAGGUGUUUCAGGCCACGUCUACAGCAACAUGAAAAACCUGGCCAGUGAGUGUAUCAACCAUGUGCAACAUUGCCAGUUCUGCCAUGGGUUUGGUUUCAUCUGUGAGGUGUGCCGUAACCAGGAUGACAUUCUGUUCCCCUACCAACUGGAGACCGUCUGCAUAUGUCAGGGCUGCAAGUCCUGCUUCCACAAGUCCUGCUAUGUGCCACAAAAAUGUCCGAAGUGUGCCAGAAUAGAGGCAAGGCGCCAGCGCCUUCAAGAGGAAAGUUCAGAGGACUUGGAUGAGCCUGCAGAGAGAACAGAAAACACAUGAAGACACCUGCAGAAAAAACAACUGAUGACACCUGAAGACACCUGCAGAAAAAAACAAGAGAUGACACCUUAAGACACCUGCAGAGAAACAUCAGAUGACACCUUAAGAUACCUGCAGAAAAAAAACAACAGAUGACACCUUAAGACACCUGCAGAAAAAAACAACAGAUGACACCUAAAGACACCUGCAGAGAAAACAGACAAUACCUGAAGACACCUGCACGGAAAACCGACAAUGCCUGAAGACAAAUGCAGAAAAAAUCGUCAACACCUGCAGAGAUAACAGUUGAUACCUGCAGAGAUAACAGUCGACACCUGCAGACACCAGCACAGAAAACAAAUGUCACCCAGAGUGUACUUGACAUCUCUGAGAGGGCAAACUGGUCAAAAAUACCACUAAUAAUAUAAUGUUAUUAUUUAGGUGAUUUCAUAUUGGUCAUAUUUGUCUGAGGUCAGUAGUAUUGGCCUGAGCCCAAAGGGUUAGCAAUAGUGCUGCUUGAAGGCAACUAACUCAGCCAAUAUGAAAUCAACUGAUUAAUGAGUAUUUUAUUAAUUAACUUUAAUGAAUGCUGAGACAUUUUGAUUAAAAACAUAUCUACUAUACCUUAUUAUUGAAGCUUAUUUCCCAAUUUCAUUGAUGGUUUCUGCUUUUCUAGGCUAAAACUUUGCUGAUUUUGACAUGCAUCCAUCGCAUAGACUUAUGAAUAAAGCCAAAUGCACUGUAUAUUCUAAGAAAGCAAGAAUUGUACUAUGUUCUGUUUAUUUCAUAAAACGUCGGCCAAAAGUUCGAAAUUGUUUUCACCUUUGCCCUCCAUUUUGUUGGUUUCCAAAAAUCCACUUACAGGUUGAACACAACUGUAAUAAUAAAGCAUACAAUGCGUAAAAAGUAUUUAAUAGGCUAGUAAUUCUGAAUUAAUUUUGAACAAGAAACACAAUUCCUAAAGAAAAUAGUCUAUUCCUCUUACCUCAUAUUUGGUAGUUGGUAUUUAGUAAGAACGGCAGAAACUUGUAUUAGGAGGCUUUGGUCCAUAUUAGGUGAGUUUUGGCAUACAUUGCUGUCAGUUGUAAUGUAUUAGUAGUAUAAUUGCUCCAGAAUUGCCUCAAGUACGUAAUGCACCAGUCUAUUGUAACCAAGGCCCCCCCCCCAGGUCCGAGGGUAUACCGGGGAUAGCCGGAGUAAAAGGGCCGUGUUUUUACCUUUCAGGUGUCCCCGCAGUGCCGGGUAAAUGCGGUGGUUUGUCUUUGCUUUGAAUUUAGCGGGGAAUAGGCCUUACCUAGGGUCCCUGGGGUGUGGGGGCAUUUGGCGGGGAUUUUACCAUCUGUUCUUCCACGAAGGGCGGGAUUUUAGCCGGGGUUGGCUGGACCGAAAGUCAAAGUACCCGCUAUUCCCCGGACCUGGGGGGGGGGGCGUGGUUACAAUUGACUGGUGCAUAAUAGUUAAUUAAUAAUCCUUAGAUACUUUAUUAAAUGUAGUUAAAAAUGCCACAUACUGGUUGGAUCAUUUUAUUAUCAGCAUGUAGCAUGCUCUGUUUAAGGCCAGUGUUUGAUUAUGGCUUUACUCUGUAAAGGUACGCAUGGCGAUGAGAGGAAGUGUAUCAAAGUAGAUGUACAAAUGACCAAAUGAAUAGGAAAUGUAAAUUGAAUCCGCAUUAUUAUGAAAACUGAAGGUAAAAGACAGUAUUAUAUAUUUGUUGAUCAAUUUCCAUUCAUUUUGAAGGGUUAUGACGAGUUGUUUUAAGUGAUCUCUGUGUUCUUAAAAUAUUCAACAUGGGAUUAUCCAAUCCCAUAUUUCCAGAGUUAGUGCUUAAAAGUGUUAUAAUUGAUUUGUAUUCAGAGAUAUAUGUAUCUGUUGAUUGGAAUGCCUGUGAUAAUGUGCUAUAUUAUUAUGCCUGUUUUCAAUACACUAGCUAUCAAGUGCUUCAAAGUACUGAAAACCAAAUAUUUUUAUUUUUAUAAAUUUAUAUCAUUUAGUCUGUAAAAUGUUGAUACUUCGUUAGUGACCUUUAUAGAGUGCUUAAAACCAUGGUGCCAUUAAUUAUGCGAGUCUUUCAUUAGUCAGCAACAGACAGAUAAUUAUUUGAUAAUCAUGUAAAAUAUUGUUAUGUUUAAAAUUUGCAAUAAAAUAAUGACCACAA
Molecule: messenger RNA, 5118 nt
Organism: Mya arenaria
Lineage: Eukaryota; Metazoa; Mollusca; Bivalvia; Myida; Myidae
Product: run domain Beclin-1-interacting and cysteine-rich domain-containing protein-like
Exons: 22
Coding region: 18-2984 (988 amino acids)
Cellular component (GO): intracellular membrane-bounded organelle
Molecular function (GO): phosphatidylinositol phosphate binding
Source: RefSeq, a predicted model, not a curated record